UAAGGUCUGUGUUUUGUUGACGUUUUUCUUAUGACUAUUAAAAAGCCGAUAAUACUAUUUAUCUAAUCAACUUUUGAAAAUAAGUUGCCCUAAUUGUGUACUUUUGCUCUAUAUUCAAUGUGUGUUCGUAGUGAGUUUAUGAAAAAUUAAAAACUGUCGUUAUCAAUAUUUCGGUUCCUAUAAUGCAAACUAUCAAAAUGAGGGGGCGCCCUCCAAAAGCUAAGUUAACAUGUACCAUGUGCAAUGAAUCAAAGCAUCCAUUAAAUUAUGUUUUACCUACACAAAAUGGAAAAAAAGAAUUUUGUUCGGUUAAUUGCCUUGCUGAAUUUCGUAAAGAAUAUGUUAAGAAUGGCUGUGCAAAUUGUGAUAACAUCAUCAAAGGUACACCAGUGAAACUAGAGAUCCGAGACUCUGCUUCAAAAAACUUUUGCUCUGCUGCAUGUUUAAAUAAACACCAAAGAAAAGAACAAACCAAGAAAUCUGUUUUUGGAGAUGUUCAAGUGGAACACCCGUUUUCUAUUAAUGGUAAUCACGCAUUCGACUGGAAUAGUUAUCUUAAAGAAACAAACAGUACUGCUGCUCCUCAUUAUUGUUUUAAACAGCAUGAAGAAGUGCCAGAAAAUGAAUUUAAACCAGGAAUGAAAUUAGAAGCUGUAGACCCACGAAACAUAACAUCAAUGUGCAUUGCUACAGUAAUUGGGAUUAUCGGCCCUAGAAUACGCCUUCGUUUGGAUGGAGGAGAUAACAAAAAUGAUUUCUGGAGAUUAGUCGAUUCAUCAGAACUGAAACCGGUUGGAUAUACAGAAAAAGAUGUACAGAAAGGUGGCAUGCUACAACCACCUCUUGGUUUUCGUAUGAAUGGUUCACUGUUUCCUAUGUUCUUGGUGAAAACUUUAAAUGGAGCAACUUAUUCACCUGAAACUGCUUUUAAACCGGAACCGGUGUCACCGAUUCACAAUUUGUUUAAAGUUGGCCAAAAAAUUGAAGCAGUUGACAAAAAAAAUCCACACCUUAUUUGUGUUGCAACUAUUGGUGAUGUUAAUAAAAACAACAUAUUUGUCAUGUUUGAUGGUUGGCGAGGUGCAUUCGACUAUUGGUGUUCCUACGACUCUAGAGACAUAUUUCCAGUUGGAUGGUGUGCUAAAAGUGGCCAUCCUCUUCAACCGCCAGGUCAUAAAGCUGUUGCAGGAUCUCGUUAUUCAGGAGGUCGUCUAAAUGGGACUCAGAAUUCUACUACAGUAAAGCAAUCGUUAAAUGAUUCAGUUAACUUGACUCCAGAUAGUGCAAGUGAUCUUGAAACUGGUAUUCAGGAAUCUUGUUCAGUAUUUAUAAAUCAUGAAUGUAAAUGUGGUCCUUUCAUGGACUCCUCGAAAUUGUUUGAACUCCCUAAACAAUUGGGUCCUGGUUUAGUACAGAAAGUUUUAAAAGAUACAAUACAACAUUUGGUAAAUACUGCUCAUGAUAUACAAUCGGUGACUACAUUAAUGAAAAAGCAGGGAGAUAGCACAUGUACCAUAACAGCAACAUAUGAAGGAAAAUCUAGAGUUUUUAAACUGCCGAAAAUUGAAAAAGCAGAUGAAUUUUGGGAGUACAUCAAAAGUUUGUUGGAGGAUUUGUCAUGUUGUAAAAACUUACUAAGUCCAGCAUUAAAUGUAUGUGCAGAGUGUAAAGUCGAAAAAAGUGUAAAUUCUGUAGUUGAAAAUGGCGAUACUAAAAGUGUUAAAAGACACGGUUCGCCCGAGAGCUCGACGCCAGACAUUAUGGGUUUAGUGACGAAAAUCCCUCGUACCAAUGAACCUGAAAUGGAAGCGGCGUCGUCGACAACUCCAGCAGAAGAUCUAUCAAGGUUGCCCACAGAUCCAGCAGAAUGGUCUGUCGAAGAUGUUAUUCAACAUAUUAAUUGUAUAGAUAUUCAACUAAACACAUUCGCGGACUUAUUUAGGAAACAUGAAAUCGACGGGAAAGCUUUACUGCUAUUAAAUUCAGAUACAAUGAUGAAAUAUAUGGGGCUAAGACUAGGGCCUGCUUUGAAGUUACAGAAUGUAAUUAAUAGACUAAAACCACGGCGAAGAUAAAAUUUUUUUUAUUUCUAGGAUAGUCUUUGGAGAUUUUUUUACAUUGUUAACGUAGUAACCAAUUUUAAAUAACUGGUUACAUCUUUUGUUUUACACUUAAUGUAUAGACAUUAAUACUAAUUUUAUUUAUUGGUGCUUAGGUUAAUUUUUAUAUUUGUCAAAUUACUGUUAUGACAAAUAUUAUAUUUUGUAGCGUGAGAAAUAUUUAUAAUGGUAUAAAAUAAUAACCACUUAUUUACUUUUAUGGGAUUUACAUUAAAUAGUCAUCAUUAUUUUUAUUUUUAUU
Molecule: messenger RNA, 2361 nt
Organism: Adelges cooleyi (spruce gall adelgid)
Lineage: Eukaryota; Metazoa; Arthropoda; Insecta; Hemiptera; Adelgidae
Product: polycomb protein Scm-like
Exons: 14
Coding region: 183-2075 (630 amino acids)
Biological process (GO): regulation of DNA-templated transcription
Cellular component (GO): nucleus
Molecular function (GO): protein binding
Source: RefSeq, a predicted model, not a curated record